GGCCCGGAGCGGCUGGGCUUCGGGGAUGAAGGUUUGGCCGCUUCCAGGGCUGGGUGGACGCGCGGAGGUGGGGGUGAGGCUCCGGACCCAGCCAGGCUCCGAGUGCGAGGUCCCAGGCCGGGGAGCGGAGCGGGAGGUCCCCCGUUCGGUUUGAGGUCCCACUCAGAAAACCCAAACAAUAGUGAGGACCCCGCCUCUUGCUUCACCUUGUCCCCGGGAGAGCAGGGGUUCGCCCUAGGAUUCGCCUUCUUUCCGUGCCCACCGCCCACCGCAGCCCGGGAAGCAGGGCCCGAGCUAAGAGAGCAGCGGCAGGAGGGGGCAGCAGGAUGAACGUGGGCACGGCACACAGCGAGGUGAACCCUAACACACGGGUGAUGAACAGCCGCGGCAUCUGGCUCUCCUACGUGCUGGCCAUCGGCCUUCUCCACGUCGUGCUGCUCAGCAUCCCCUUCGUGAGCGUCCCUGUCGUCUGGACCCUCACCAACCUCAUCCACAACAUGGGCAUGUACAUCUUUCUGCACACGGUGAAGGGGACACCCUUCGAGACCCCGGACCAGGGCAAGGCAAGAUUGCUAACCCACUGGGAGCAGAUGGACUAUGGGGUUCAGUUCACAGCGUCUCGGAAGUUCUUGACCAUCACACCCAUUGUGCUGUACUUUCUCACCAGCUUCUAUACCAAGUACGACCAGAUCCAUUUCAUCCUGAACACUGUGUCUUUGAUGAGCGUGCUCAUCCCCAAGCUGCCCCAGCUCCAUGGAGUCCGGAUUUUUGGAAUCAAUAAGUACUGAGGACACAGCCUCUGU
Molecule: messenger RNA, 803 nt
Organism: Myotis davidii
Lineage: Eukaryota; Metazoa; Chordata; Mammalia; Chiroptera; Vespertilionidae
Gene: ORMDL3
Product: ORMDL sphingolipid biosynthesis regulator 3
Exons: 5
Coding region: 327-788 (153 amino acids)
Biological process (GO): negative regulation of ceramide biosynthetic process; ceramide metabolic process; intracellular sphingolipid homeostasis
Cellular component (GO): endoplasmic reticulum membrane
Source: RefSeq, a predicted model, not a curated record